This is a messenger RNA of Penicillium cataractarum, 1563 nucleotides long. RefSeq names its product cytochrome P450. Lineage: Eukaryota; Fungi; Ascomycota; Eurotiomycetes; Eurotiales; Aspergillaceae. The transcript is spliced from 3 exons. Bases 1 to 1563 code for a protein of 520 amino acids. The record is from RefSeq and is a predicted model, not a curated record. Gene Ontology annotation, molecular function: monooxygenase activity; oxidoreductase activity, acting on paired donors, with incorporation or reduction of molecular oxygen; heme binding.
AUGGAACUUCACUUGUACUCUGCCAUCGCCUUACUCGGCACAAUCGCAGCAAUUUUCAGGUUUAUCCUAUAUCCCGCCUUCUUCUCUCCUCUGGCCAAAGUACCCAACGCGCACUGGUCUUGCAGUUUCUGUCCUAUCUGGAUCUUCUGGAUGAGAUGGUCGAAGCAGGAGAACAGUCGGAUAUAUGAGCUCCAUCUAGCCAAGGGUCCUGCCAUUCGACUUGCUCCAAACCUGGUCAGUGUAAACUCUUAUGAAGAUGGGUUGAAAAAAAUCUAUCAUGGGGGCUUCCCAAAACCAGAGUUUUAUUUUAACGGGUUCGCUGUAUACGGUACCGACAAUCUAUUCACAAUUAAGGAUAAUCAGACGCAUUCUGCGCAAAAGAAAGCUCUGUCAAGCUGUUUUACAAAGUCGACUGUCAUGUCAUCCCAGACUGCCCGCGGCGCGACACGAGACAUCCUGUUCAAUCGCGUCCUUCCUUUAAUCUACAAAGCCUCCACGGAAGACAAGCCAAUUGAGGUGAUGGAUCUCACCUACUCCUACCUACUAGACACUUUUGUCCAGUGGCAGUUUGGACGGUCUCUGGCUAGUAACACAGUCGAAGACGAGAAGGAAAGGAGAUUCUACUUUGAUGGCUUCCUUGGCGUGGCUGAAUACACCUUCUGGCAAUACCACUUCCCUCGCCUGGUCGCCAUGGUGCAGAAAUUCGGAAUUUACAUCAUUCCCAAGAGUGUCCUAUCAGCUUUUGAAGGUGUCGAGAACUGGAAUCUGGAGAAAUGCGAUAAGGCCCAGCAACUCUUAGCAAGUGGGAAGCAGCUUUCAGUGGAUGACCAGCCGGUCGCAUUCGAACCAGCACUAAAAGGGAUGAGUGAGGUCAACGCAAAGCCCAAAAUGUACCCUCAGCGACUUCGCUUGGCCAGUGACAUGUUCUCUUUGAAUUCUGGAGCCUUCGAGACUAGCGGAAACACCUCGACCUAUAUGCUCUACGAGUUGAGUCGGCACCCCGAAUGGCAGACAAAGCUUCGUGAAGAGCUGCUUGGUCUCAACCCACCUUUGAAGCACGUGCCUGGGAAGCUUGUUGAAGCUGGUGACAUCACGAACCCUCAGGAUAUUGACAAAUUGCCAAUACUUCAAGCCGUUUUCAUGGAAACCCUUCGACUUUGGCCCUCGGUGCCGGGUGGUCAGCCCCGGGUAGUGCCUCGACCUUCAACUCUGGGCGGCUACCACAAUAUCCCUGCCGGAACCACUGUGCAAUCGUACGCCUCCGUUCUUCACCGCAUGCCCGAUAUAUUUCCGGAGCCUUUGGAAUGGAAGCCAGAGAGAUGGCUCGAUUCAUCACCAGAGCAGUUGGCUCUUAUGAAGAAAUGGUUCUGGGGAUUCGGCAGUGGUGGAAGAAUGUGUCUCGGAAUUCACUUUGCUUAUUAUUCGAUCAAAUUCUUCUUUGCAAGCGUUUAUUCCAAUUUUACUACUACCAUUCACGACCACGGAGAUAUGACGGCAAGCGAUGGUUAUCUUGCAGGUCCAAAAGGUCAUCGGUUGGAACUGAAGUUCCAUGUUUUGGAAUGA